This is a messenger RNA of Kuraishia capsulata CBS 1993, 1794 nucleotides long. RefSeq lists its product as uncharacterized. Gene Ontology annotation, molecular function: transmembrane transporter activity. The coding region runs from base 1 to 1794 and encodes 597 amino acids. Gene Ontology annotation, cellular component: membrane. Gene Ontology annotation, biological process: transmembrane transport. The transcript has a single exon. Lineage: Eukaryota; Fungi; Ascomycota; Pichiomycetes; Pichiales; Pichiaceae. The record is from RefSeq and is a predicted model, not a curated record.
AUGCCAGGUACGCCAAAGCCGGAAGGGGGCUUUGAGGUUACUUCUGUUCAACUAGAAGAGCAGCCCGAGGUUCGUGAUACCGCCGUGCGGUUUGUGGAAGAAGCUGAAGUUUUUGAAGAUUCCUUAGAAGAUGAGGAUAAGGCCAAGGAAAUUUCGCAAUUAUACAGAAGAGCAUCAGUUUCGACUAAACCUUCGUUUGCUCCGGGAUCUUUUGACAGUUUGACACCUCUUUCGAGACCUGGUCAGCAGAGUCAGAUUGGGUUUCCUCCUCCGAUCCCAGAAUCGUUGCCUACGACGCCUGGUUUCGACCUCAGUCCAGAUGCCUAUUUCACAGAUCAGAACUUCUCAACGAGUUUUCCACCUCAAAUAGCUUCAGAACGGAAAAUAAGCCCUCCUUUAGAAACUUUAGCUUCGCAGCCACCAGGCGAGAUGUCAAUCGAUAACCCUCCAAAGAAUAAAUGGAGGACCAUUGCGUGUGUUAUGUGGUCUUUUGCAGCGGGGUUUUCAGAUGGUGCACCUGGUGCACUAUUGCCACAUAUUGAGUCUUAUUAUCAUGUCAACUACUCUGUUGUCUCCCUGAUCUGGCUGGCGAAUGCAAUUGGGUUUGUGGUCGUGGCCUUCGCUUCUCAUCCGAUGGACAAGUAUCUUGGAAGGCAAUGGUCUAUUGCAGGUGGAUGCCUUUCACUGUUGGUGAUGUAUGCGAUGGUUUGUGGUGGACCAUCUUUUGAGGUAGUUGUGGUGGGUUUCUUCUUCGGAGGAAUAGGUUUGGCAGCUGCGUUGUCCCAGAUCAACAUCUUCCUCGCGCUUUUGAAAAACUCAACCAAAUAUCUCGGAUUCUUUCACGGUGGAUAUGGCUCGGGCGCAACAGUAGCACCUCUGGUGGCAACAGCUAUGGUCAACCAUCAUAUCAAAUGGUCCUACUUCUAUCUGAUUCUGUUGGGGUUGAUGUCGGUGUACUUCUUCAAUCUGUGCUUUGCCUUUUCUGGUUGCAGGGAGGAUCUGGCUCCUUGGGAUUUUCAAGAUGCUCAAGUAGAGCAGCUGAAUGACAGGUCACCCGACCAGAUUGAACUGACAGAAAUGGACAGGGUAGAGACCCAUAAUCUGAGAAACAAUAUCACUCGUGCAAAUCUGGAUUAUAGAGAUCCAACCUCGCAAACGGAGCUGGUGGAGCCCGUGGUUCCAAAGGGUGUAGUUCAGCUGGCACUUAAGAACAGGGUGACAUGGUACUUAUCACUCUUUGUGUUGUUUUAUCAGGGUGCAGAAGUCUCCGUUGGUGGCUGGAUUGUUACAUAUAUUCUCGAUUAUAGAGGUGGAAACGCGACUUCUACAGGUUAUGUUGCGUCUGGAUUCUGGGGUGGCCUGACCGUGGGAAGACUCAUGUUAACUUCGGUGAUCCAUUCACGAAUCGGAGCCAAAAGGGGGGUCACAAUUUUGUCACUCUCGGCAAUUGCAACCGCUUUUCUUACCUGGUUCAUUCCUAACGUUAUUGCGGAGGCUGUUUUCGUGUCGCUUUUGGGUUUGUUCACCGGCCCUGUCUACCCGUUAAUGAUCACAAUUGCUGUUAGAGUCUUACCCAGAAAAAUCCAACACGUUUCGCUGACCAUUUGCACGGCAUUUGGUUCUUCUGGUGGUGCUCUAUUUCCGUUUCUUGUUGGUUUGAUAUCGCAGUACGCUGGUGCCUUUAUCGUGAUGCCCGCUUUCGUCAUUCUGUUUUCUGCAACCACCACCCUGUGGUUUUUGAUUCCUAAUCCAGACAGAAUGAUUGUGAAGCAUUGGUGGCAGAGAGCACUGUAA